CAAUCGACUGGUACCCUCUGACGGUACCAGUCUUAACAAUCGAUAGGGAAUAUUAUGUGAAUCUUAUUAUAAGGAUGACAGACCUCAACAAGCAAAUACCCCCAAAAAGUGCUAAAAUCGCAACAGGGGCUGUCGUCUGCGUCGAAAGUGAAAUUCGAGGAGAUGUGUCGAUCGGCGCUAGGACGGUGGUACACCCUAAAGCGAGGAUCAUAGCAGAGGCAGGACCAAUCAUCAUUGGGGAAGGCAAUUUAAUUGAGGAACAGGCCCUUAUCAUUAACAGUUAUCCUGAAAAUAUCAUGCCAGACACAGAAGAGGUGGAGCCCGUGACAAUGACAAUAGGAACCAACAAUGUCUUUGAGGUUGGCUGCGUGUCUCGAGCACUGAACAUAGGGGACAACAACGUCAUCGAGUCGAAAGCUGACCUUGGGAGGAACGUCAGCCUGACGAGCGGCAGCAUCAUCGGGGCCGGUUGCCAUGUCAACACCAGUGAGGUCAUCGCUGAGAACACGGUGGUGUACGGCGCCAGCGGCAAACGACGCGUGCAGAGCGAGAAGCCGCAGCCUCAGACCCUUCAACUGGACUUCCUCAUGAAGAUCCUGCCCAACUACCACCACCUGAAGAAGGCCGUCAAGGGCGGGACCACACCGGUCAGAAACUAACCCAAGGACUGACCUCAGACGGGCUGUAGUGAUGCAUCAGGCUUUAUCUUUACACAAACUGAUCCCUGAUCCAUGCUCACUCUGUCCUUGUAGCAUUCCGGGUGGGCCGCUGUUUGGGUACAUAACCUCGCACUAGGUAAUGUUUCACUGCUGCCAUAACUCCUCCAAAAUUCGAUUUUCUUACUUUUCUCUUGACAGGCCAAAUUGAUUUUUAGGAGGUGGAUGGGAUUUAUUCCUCAGACAUUUAGUAGUUUAGCCGUAGUGUAAUGGGCUGUGUUCGAACAAUAUUUAUGGCUGCAGUAGAAAUGCUGAGGUCAGCCGUUGUUUUAAGACGAUGGUACCUGCUGAUUUGCUUUAACGCUAGCUUAUGUUUGAAGGCAAUAUUAAGAGUUACGCCACAUUUGCCAACAAUGUAAUAAUUUAAUUUUUGUACGUGUUCACUUUUUUGAUUCGGUAGUUGACCGACAUCUCACUGUCAAAUAGAGGAUGAUCAUGAUAAACAUUUUGUUACAUUUCACCUUACAGCCACCUGGAGGCGCUAUCGAGCAACUAUUUCCAUCACGGUUUUGAUACAUCGUUUGUUUUGAGUCAGGGGAUAACAGAUUUCAAUAAAACACGGGCAGCAGAAUCUUUCCCCAUCUAUUAUUGUCAUUAGUAACUCAAUAUGAUUAACUUUGAUACAGCAAUCAAAUAUUCACUGAUUCCAACAGAACUAAACGACUAUUUUAUAUUCUAA
Gadus morhua (Atlantic cod) is the source of this 1395-nucleotide messenger RNA. RefSeq names its product dynactin subunit 6. The record is from RefSeq and is a predicted model, not a curated record. NCBI's taxonomy places the organism in Eukaryota, Metazoa, Chordata, Actinopteri, Gadiformes, Gadidae. Gene Ontology annotation, molecular function: dynein complex binding. Gene Ontology annotation, biological process: mitotic spindle organization. Gene Ontology annotation, cellular component: dynactin complex. The transcript has 7 exons. The coding region runs from base 75 to 659 and encodes 194 amino acids.